Molecule: messenger RNA, 3738 nt
Organism: Suhomyces tanzawaensis NRRL Y-17324
Lineage: Eukaryota; Fungi; Ascomycota; Pichiomycetes; Serinales; Debaryomycetaceae
Product: ubiquitin-specific protease
Exons: 2
Coding region: 1-3738 (1245 amino acids)
Biological process (GO): regulation of proteasomal protein catabolic process; proteasome-mediated ubiquitin-dependent protein catabolic process; protein deubiquitination
Molecular function (GO): cysteine-type deubiquitinase activity; proteasome binding
Source: RefSeq, a predicted model, not a curated record
AUGAUUGAAAACACCGAAUUGAUGUCUGGCCCAGCGCCCCCACCACGCUCGGGGUCGGGGUCGUCAUUGUCUGCCGAUUUGGCCGAGCCCUUGAACCGAUCAGCCACUGACGUGGCAUCCAUUCCUGAUCCCAACCGCCAAUUCAAGAGCAACAAUCCGUUCCUCCAACAGGCCGACUGGAACACUACCGCUGCCACAGUUUCUGGCGGCGAAUGGGCAGUUCCUACCAAUUCAGAGGACUCUGGAGCCACGGAAGCCCCCCAGCAGGAAUUGAAGGCAUAUCCGUUCAAGACAUUGAACAGAAUCCUCGAUGACUUGAGAUGGACUGUUCCCUUCAAAGCCAAGUUCAGCACCAGUUUGUUGAACAACAAGCCCAUCGACUACUCCUCCAACUUGAGCAAGAUGGCUCAAUCCAACCAAUUCGAGUACGACGUGUUGACCUUGAACAACAGCUUGAACUACGCCCCCUCCUACGAGGAGAUCCCCGAAGCCGAAUCCAACCGCACCUUGAAGAUCAUCAGAGGCUUGAUUACAAAUGCCAAACACGACACCUACCAUUUCCGGUUAAUGAUAUUGGAGAAGGUCACCAACCCAUUCUCUCCCAUCGACAAGCACGAGUACCACAUCAUUCCCCACUCUGUGCUCGCCAAAAAUGAGUUGGAUGUGUUGAGACACGGACAAGAGUCCGGCUUACUAGAUGACGCAUACUUUAUGAGCUCGAAUAGCAACCUCAAUCACAUCUUGAGAGUCAGUGUGUUCAACCCUGAAUUCUCUCGCGAUGAUUUGUUUCAAUUGACUGAUGAAGAAACUAUCAAGAAUAGAUAUUUAGAAGGCAUGAAGAACCAUCCCAAUUUAUCAGCAGACACCAUCCCCAAUCCCAUCCAUUGCUUCAAAACCAUGAUAAAAGUGCUUAAGGGUCCCAUAUUGCUACCUCCUACAGAUUCCAUUAAGACUAUAAGCUUGAAAAAUACAGUCUUGGACUCACAGGUUGAUAUUGCGUUCCUAUUGAAUAGGUUAUCAUUUAGCUUGAAUUCAGAAGAGACUGAUCUCAUACCUCCAAGUCUACACACAUCUCCAGAAUUGAAAGAAGCUUAUGUCAGAAAGGUGAUUGAGCUCAUUUUUUGCGCCAAAGUCUAUGGGAAGAAGUACUCCAACAAUGAGUUUGAAACCCAAUAUUCAUACUCCGAUAACUUUUCAUUAAUUUUCAGUCAUAUUCCAGAGUUUGAUAAACACAUAAACUUAGUUCAUUUCAAAACCCACAAUUCAAACCACUUACCAUUCUUGAUUAAUCUUAGUAUUUGUUCAUUUUUCCAGGAUGAGCUCAUUGUUAAGUGCUUCGAGAACACUGUCAAGUCUGACCUCACGAAUAAGCUUCAUUAUGUCGACUCAUUAAAGAGCACUAUUAAUUUCAGGAACGGUUCCUCUACCAAUAACAAGCUUGCAAAAUAUCUCAAGAACUUAUCCACGCAUGGAGAACUUGUGGGUUGGUACGAUUAUGUCGAGUCUAUGAAAGCGCUAGGAUUGACAGCUGAAGAUGCCCAAAGUCUUCAAAAUAUAGAUGAUGAUGUUGUCAUUGCGAUGUACAAAACCAAUUAUAAGUCGGAUUUGAAGAACUACACAUAUUUCCAUCGCCAUUUAACUACUAUUGCAAAGGCCAGAAAUUCAACGAAACUCACUAAUUUCAUUGAUAAUGAGAUUAUUCCUUUGGAAUUGGCUUUGGAGGAAUUGGGUGUCGAAGAAAUUACCGAAGAUGAAGUGAUUAUUACUGCGUAUGAAUUCGGCCUAGACGAAGUGAUGCAAAGUAAUGGUUUCAAUAGUUCAUCUCCUAAGGUUUCACUUUUGAGUAAAUCCUUACUUUCAGUUGCUGUAAACCGGAAAAGUUAUCUUUUGUUGAAUUAUCUUGAAACAAAGUUGCCAGACACUAUCAAGGUCUCCAAAGAUAUCACUUAUGCAAGAGCUCUUGAAAUUUUAGGAUGUCAAACAAGCUCAUCCGAAUUUGAACUUGUUACCAAUUUCCAGAGCAGACUUAUUUCUAACGUGGAAAAUGAAUUAAAUGAUGUCCGUAUAUUGAGAUACAGUUUGAAAUUGAUAGCCGAGAACAAGAAGUCGGAUAUUUUAUUCAGUUUCUUAAAGAAUGGUAGAAUAGACCCAACACUAUUGCCUGCAGAGAAUUGGCCAGCUGGUUUGGAUAAUAUCGGGAAUACGUGCUAUUUGAACUCAUUAUUGCAGUAUUACUUCUGUAUUAAACCAUUGAGGGAGUUGAUAUUGAAUUUCGAGGAGAAGGACCUUGAUCUCUUACAAAAUCGUAAGAUUGGUGGUAGAAAGGUAGAGGAAGCAGAAAUUGCUCGUUCCAAGCAAUUUAUUUAUCACUUGAAGCACUUGUUCAAUGAAAUGAUUCACACCGAUAAAAGAUGCGUUGAGCCAUCGAAAGAAUUGGCUUACUUAUCGUUUUUGCACCUUUCACAGCCUGUCACAUUCAAAGAGAAUAGGUUCGACGAGAAGGAAAAUGAUAUCAUAGAUCUUGAAAGUGAUGAGCCAAUUCUUGUCUCGUCUCAGUCAGAAUCAGAUUUAGAUGUGGAAAUGAUUGAAAGCUCAGCACCUGAACUCGAUAGUCAUAUUGAAAAUGUGGAAAUCAUUGCAGAUGAAAGUCAUGAGGAGCGUAAUCCAUCCCAGAUUUUGCCAAUCAGCACUGAUCAAAUGGAGAGCACUAUUGAAGUUGGUAGACAGCAAGAUGUUACCGAAUGUAUCGAAAAUGUGACCUAUCAAAUUGAAACGGCCUUGGAACCGGAAGAAUUAGAGGAAGAUGGUGAGCAGGUUGAUCUAAUCAAAAAGCUCUUUUAUGGUAAAAUUAAACAAACAAUCACUCCGUUAGAUCUGAUCAACAAACAACCCAGAAUAUCAGCGGAAAGGUUCUUUAGUUUGAUCAUUAAUGUGAGUGAUAAUCCGAAGAAUAUUUAUGAUUCGUUGGACAAUUAUUUUAGUGAAGAUUUGGUUAAGCUUGAGGAAGGAUAUGUUAAAAAGUCUCUCACUAUUAGUGAACUUCCAGAAGUGUUGCAGUUCCAUGUUCAGAGAGUCAUGUUUGAUAGAGAACGUUUGGUACCUUAUAAAUCAUUGCAACCGAUCCCCUUCAGCGAGAAAAUUUACCUUGAUAGAUAUUUGGAUACCACCGAUGAAGAAAUUUUGUCCAAGAGAAACGAAGUUUUCAAAUGGAAAUCGGAGAUACAGAUGUUGCACGAAAGAAAGGAAAGCAUCUUAAAGGUUGAUGACACUACUCAUAUGAACAUCAUUGACUCUUUAAGGACCACAAAGAAGUUUAUCGAGUCAAAAAUUAUUCCUAAUGAAUCUUUUACCUUUGAUGAAGCAACUUUAAUGAAGAUAGACAACCAAAUCACUAGUUUGAACGAAGAUUUGACAAAGAUAGAAAUUAGAUUGACUGAAUUGAGGGAAAAAGUUUCGAACCAAUUCACUUCCUACACCAAGGUUGGCUAUUCUAUAUUUGCUAUCUUUAUCCAUAGAGGAGAAGCAAGUUAUGGCCACUACUGGGUGUAUAUCAAAGAUCCUCAUAGAAAUGUCUUCAGAAAGUACAACGAUGAGGUGGUGACUGAAGUUCCAUUUAGCGAAGUUUUCAACUUCAAUGAUGGCAACACUGCUACGCCAUACUACAUCGUGUAUGUUAAGGAAAACUUAGAGAAUGAGUAUGUUGAACCAUUGAAAAGGGUAAUUGGUACACCCAACUAA